CAUGACUAGCAAGGGAGACCGCUGCUGUGUGGCCCCAUCAUUCAGGCAUAUUGUUCCAAGAGUCUGGGACCCUUUUCCAGAGGUGUGUCUGGGCAGCAGUGUGUUUUUGUCCCUGCACAAUCUUGGGAAUCUUUCCAAGGGAAGGGUUGUGGCUGGGCAUGCUCCUGUCAGAGCGGCCAAUUUGAUCAGAGAGAACCCCUUUAUCCUGUGGGUACUAGCUUUUCCUUCUCUUGGGGUAGGCCUUGGUGGGCCACUGUGUUCCUGGCUUGCAGAAACAUCCCCCUGGACUCAGCUUCCCUGCAGGGAUCCCAGAGCAUCUAGGAGAAAGCUGUCAUUGCUGCAUCUAACUCCAGACUCCCAAGAGUGAUUCUAAGGCUCAGGCAGGCCUGACUCUGAGGCACCUGGGCAACUAUGAGUCUGGUAAACAGUCAUGUUGCCUCUUUGUAAAUGUCACAGUUAUGUGAUUGUCUGAAGCUCUUAGAUUAAUCUGCCUGGCUAUGCUGAUUGGAUUUUAGAUACUAAAGCUCACUCUUCCAGAGCCUUGCGCCUUUAAUAAGACAUACCUGUCUUCUUUGGGAUUAUUGUAAUUUAUGGCACAGCUGCAGAGCUUGGUUUGGGAGGCUGGACAUAGCCCUGAGGUUGUGCUGUAGAAAACCCCUGCCUGUUGCACAGUUUUACCAGGACAAGUGGCUGAAGAUCACUCAGGAAAGUCAUGUGAGUUUUCUCUCAGCUAGAAUGAGUUGACCCCAUUACUCUGGAGCCCCUGUGGAAGGCCUAUGAGAGAGAAGUCACCGCGGGAUAGGCCGAAGGAUAACAGCCCUGUCUGCCGGGAGGAAUCGGCCCUCUGACUUCAAGAAGGCAGACUGUCGUGCGUUCUCAGAGCUCUGUGGAUGGAGUCUGUAAAUGUAGGAUUAGGACCUGGAUGCAAGGCCCGGAAGCCCAGCCCAGUGCCCAGUAUGGUGCUGGAACUUUGUUCCCUUCCCACAUGUCCACUCUAUCUCCGAGGGCUGAGUUUUGCCCUGUCCAAGCUUGUCAGCUCAGAGCUCUGCUGCUAUUUUUUAUUGCACAUGACCUAGAGCCUCUGCAGGAGGUGGGUUGAGGACGGCUCCCAGGACGUCAUUUCUUCAGCCUGCGGUCACAAAUCACUCACUGCUUUUGCUGUCAUUCCCAGAAGGUACCAGGAAGUGUUUGAUACCAGCAUGAUCCCGAUGAGCCACUGGCCUUGAGGACUCUUUGCCUGUGUCCUGAUCUUAUAGGCCCAUGGUAGGCUCGCAUUCUCCCACCUGAUUUGCUUUUGCCAGUAAAAGGUGACGAGAAGAGUGUCACCUGUUCUGUGCCUUCAGGCCAGUUUGUGUAGCCUUUAGGAGCCAGUGCGUGAUUUGUCACAUUCCCUUCCUUUUGCCACCAGUGACUGGUAAUGUCCCAGAGAAAGGCUCUGUCAGUCUGGGUUCCAUGUUAGGACAGUAUGGCGUAGAACCCUCACCAAAGAAUGAACAACAUGUAGUGUGAUUGAGAAAUAAACCUUUGAUGUUUGAAACCCCUGAGAUUUGGGGGUUGUUUGUUACCACAGCAUAACUAGGUGUGUCCUGACCACCACAGCCACCGUAGAGACCAGACCUAGGAAGCCUCAGAAGCACCCAGCACUGACCCAGACAUUUGUUGACACCCACUAGGAGCUGAGUUUACUGUCAACACAAUGAUAAGUUGCUGAAUUUCUAUCACUAGGGAAUGAAAUUAACACUAGCCCAGAUUUAUGUGUGUGCAGAAGGAGCAACAAUUCAUUCUUUAUGUAAGUGACAUUGAGCUAAACCUUGAGAGUUUCAGUCCAUCAAUACCAACAACAAACAGUUAACAUUUUUUGAGUACCUGCUUUUUACCAGGAGCUAAUCUAAGCUCCACUUGUUUGGACCUGUUGAUCUUUAUGGUGAUCCUAAAAGAUAGGUACUAUUAUCUUCAUUGCUCAGAUGAAGAAAUUGAGACACAAAAACGGUAAGUAACCUACCUAAGAUCACAGCUCUAGGAUUCAACGCCAGGGUCCACUUUCUUUGGCGUUCUAGGCUGAGAGAGCAAAUGUAUUGACAUGAAAGACUGGCAUGAGCAGGCUGUGAUGAAUUGUCUGGUGUAACUUGGUCAUAGGGCAUAUGAAAGGGUGUGAUAGGACUUGUGACUGGAAAUGUUGGCCAAACUGUGAAGGAUCUUGGAUGCCAGAUGGAGGGGUUUGGACUUUGUCCUAUGGGCAGUGGAAUGGAGGACGGGCUUCCUGGGGGCUUUAGGAGUAUAACUGCCAGUGUGCAGACUCUAGAUUGGAGAAUGGGUGUUGCAGAAGGCAGGAGCCUAACUGGAGGGGCCUAGAAAGCAGCCCAUGAGAGGUGGCCUGAACCAACGUGGAGGCAGAGACUGCCACACAUACCCUUCUUUUGGCUCUUGACUGACUAGAUCCAUAUUAUGCUUAUAUGGUUUUCAUGUUCUCUAUUUUUCUUCUCAACUGCACUGAAAGCUGUUUGAGGGAAGGGUUCCUUUUAAGCUGUUCUCUUCCCUGUCCUCCUCCUUCAUCUUGGGCUGAUGUCUAUGUUUGGAAUGUCCCUUCUAGGGCAGAACAUUAUACCUUGUCCAAGGCCCAGCUCAAAUGCCAUCUUCCUGCUACAGUCUCCCUGGCAGCAUAUUUGUCACUGGAUUAUAAUCGCAGCUGGCAUCCAGGACAGCUCUCAGUGUUUGCUGAUGGCAUGGCCUACUGGGCUCUGGCUUGUGCCUAUUACAGGGCUCCCCACCAAGUAAAGCAUCAGAGAGAGCCUAGCAGGUCUUCCUCCUCAUGCAUCCUGGCCUCCUUGAGGGCAGAGACCAUCUUAUUCAUCCUACUCAAUUGCUGUGGGUUUGCUAGUGCCCAGUGGUCUCAGGAAAAAGGGCAGUUUGCACCUGACCUCUUGUCUCAGCCACAGUUAGAUGGAUAGAUCAUGUCUUUGAAAUUGAGAGAUUCUGAGUUUAGAGAUACUCACUGUGUGAGUUAUGAAACAUUAAGGAAAUCUUGUUCUUUUUUCAUUAAAAAACAAUUAGAACCUCGGAGCUAAUGGCCGGAUAUAGCUCAACAGUCAGCAGAUGUGGUUCUCAUUUGAAAUAAUGAGGAUGAGAACCAUAAUCCCCCAUGCCUGUCCAGAGCUUUACCAGCUCACAGAGACUAUUCACGCCCGGUAUCCUUAUUAAUCCUCAGAAAAGCCCUGUAAAGCAGGUAGGGCAGGUGCUUUUGCCCAUUUUGUGGAUGGAGGAAGCAGGCCCAGAGCUUCGGCUGUCAGCCCAAAUUUAUGCUGUGGGCAUCUAGCACAGCUGGACCUCCUCUCCCGCCUCCAUUCUCUGCCCAUGCUCCCGCCCUCCCAUUUCUUCUCCCUUUUGUUCCCAGUCCCCACCCUGGGUCCCAGCUGUGCAGAGCAGGGCCCAGUUAUUGGGCACUGAGUGGAUGCCUUAUCCCUCCCUGGCUUAGGUGGCUGCUCCACCCACUUCUGGAGUAUGCUGACACCUCUCGCAGAGCUCUGCCCUGACUCACAUGGGUACCCGGUGAUGCUAAUACACAGACCAAAGGCAGAAAGGAAAGUCAUUUUCUUCCAGGCUUGCUGUUUGCCAUCUGCAUCUGGGAUCUCUGAAGCCAUUUAAAAUCUGGGAGGCGGGGCACCUGAGUGGCUCAGUGGGUUAAGCCUCCGCUUUUGGGCUCAGGUCAUGAUCUCAGGGUCCUAGGAUCGAGCCUUGCAUCAGAUUCUCUGCUCGGCGGGGAGCCUGCUUCCCCCUCUUUCUCUACCUGCCUCUCUGCCUACUUGUGAUUUCUCUCUCUCUCUCUCUCUCUCAAAUAAAUAAAUAAAAUCUUAAAAAAUAAAAAUAAAAUCUGGGAGGCAAGACACAAAGAUCAGGGAUGUGAAAUGUCAACACAAAAUUUAGAAAGCUCAAGACAAGACAAGACUAGUAGAGUCGGCACUGUCCUUGGGUGGGGUAUAGGUACAGGUUCCUACCUGGUUCCUCCCAGAAAUGCCAAGCUGACAGUUUUGGUAAUCAGGCUUUUUCAGCACAGGGGAGUGUGCUGGUCUCUAGCUGUACCAGUAAGUCUGGCUUCAAAUCCAGGACCCAGAUGGAUGAAGAAAAGAAAUGAGGAUUCUCUCAUCAGAGUCAAGGGCUCAGUUUAAAUCAAUGUGCCCCCUGGUGGUAACUCUAGGGGAAUAGCCACUGUGACGUGGAUUCCAGCCGACUUGGCCCACACACUGGCUGGUGAAACCUUUAGUACUUUCCUCCACUGCUCUUUGUCCCCAUCAGACCUGAGCUUGGAGUAGGUGCUCCCUCCCAGAAUGCAUCAUUUAGACAUGAUCUAUUUACGAAGAAUUUUAAUAGGUACAUCAUUACAUAGAUUCAAGAACACCCUUAAAGAAUUAUGGAAGCUGGGGAGAGGGGAGUGGGUAGAACAUCUUGUUGCCCAUUAUGACCCUGAAAACUAGGCUGAUGACAGCAAUGCUCACCUCUAAGGCGGUGUCUGUGCCACCACUUCAUGAGUUUUACUAGAACCACUCAGUGCAGAUUUUGCUCAGAUAAAACAAUGCCAAUAAAUACAGUGUCCUACCCUGGGUAAGGCAUGGAACUAGGCUUAGAGAAGGAAAAUUGAGGGGGCGAGAGCCCUGUCACCCUGAAGCCAUUAAAGUCUGUGAAAUAAGACACAAACAUCAGAGAUGUUAAAACUCAAUACAAGCUUUAGGAAGCUUCAGACAAGACUGGUAUGGUUGUCCCUGUCCUUGGGCAGGUUACACAGCCUGUCUGCACUUCGUUUCCUGAUCCAUAAACUGGGGACAAAAAUCACACUUUCCUCAUGAAACUGUGAGAGUCUGAUGAGUUAAUGCUCAAAGUGCUUACGCCAUGCACACUGCAUGGGCUUAAUAAGGAUCUAAUGCCGUUAUUGUCAUUGUGAUCACAAGCACCAGUUGUUACAGGAAGGCGUAUGCUGAGAUUUCUGUAAGAGUUUAGAGGUGAGUACUUAGACUGGGCCCUUGAUAGAGAGGCUUUUUGGAGGAUGUGGGAGUUGAAUGAUAGUCUCAGUAAUCACAGGUCUCACCUGACACUUGGGCCUUAAAGACGUGUUAAGUGGAUGCACAGUGCAAGCACAUUGGGCCGAAGAAGGGCAGGGGAAGAGCAUGGAGGCAGGCACAGUUGGUGUGACUAGGGAGGAGAUGUGUCUGGGUGACAGGAAGGGCUGGGCUACGGUGGGAGAGGGGACCGGGGCUGUGGGCUCAGGGUGCCAGGCUGAAGGAUAAGGCCUUGUUAAGUACAGUCAGGAUGAUGUUCCAGGACUGGGAUUGGGACGUGGUAAAUCGGGGUGCUUGGCCAGGGAAGGAAGGUAUCUCUGGAGCCUUAGAUGAGAGGAAGUAGCUGCUAGUUACAGAGAAGGAUAGAUGUGAGCUAUGGAAAUGUAGCCCAGAUAGGACAGAGAAGGAGAGGCUUGAGAUGACAGAGUAUAUCAGGCUUGGUGACCACAAGAAAGUUGGUAUCUCUAUAGGCAGGAACAUUAGGAGGGGGGACUGUGAAGGGCAGAGGAGUCUGCUUGGAUGUGCCGAGUGGAAGGACUGUGUGGUCUUCAUCUGGAGAUUCCAGGAGGUAGGGAUGGAGCUCAGGGGAGAGGGGAGGGCUGGACCCCUGCAUGAGGGAGUCCCUGGCUUGGGAAAGUCAGAUGGGUCCUUGGAGGAGUGGAGUCUCAGAAAAGGGUAGGAGGAUAUAAGUGUCAGUCAUGAGGAGGUACCGUGUGUUGAGAGAAAGCAGUCAGAGAAGGAUGAGAAGGGCCACAAUUUCUCCUGUAGCCCUCACAGUAUGCAGAGUACCUUGCAGACUCUGGGAGAUGUUGUCAGCACCCAAUGGCUCUGUUACAAAGGGGACACAUUUAGUGAUGUAUAUUGUCCUCACUGGAGGCAGAAAUCACCUCAGCCAAGGGGAUGGUUCUGGUGAAGUGCAACCUGCCCCUUUCUUGGACUUUGCCCCUGAGCUGGCCAGUUGUCUUGGUGCCUUUCUCAGAUGUCUCCCACCUGUUCCCCAGGGCUGCCCAUGUCUGAGACCUGGCCCUGGUGAGCCCAAGGCUGUCCCUAAGAUAGCAUAGGCCUGUCUCCAUACCAAGGGGUUCCCCGCAGCACCUCUGGCCCACACAUUUGGUUAGAAGGAACAGUGACUAAGAGAACUUGUAGGCUGAGAGGUCACUACUGGGGAGUUUUUCAAAUAUAGGUAACAGAUAGUUAUGUAUGAUGAAGAAUGAAUUCCAUGAUCCAGCAAUCUCACUGCUGGAAUUGAAACCUAGAAGAAUUGGUGGCUGUGACUCAAAGAGGUAUUUGUACACCCCUGUUCACAGCAGCAUAGUUCAUCCUACAGUUAAAGGUUGGAAGCAACCCAAGUGUCCAUUGAGAGAUGAAUGGCUAAAUAAAAUGCAGUAUAAACAUAUGAUGGAUUAUUAUUCAGCCUUACAAAGGGAGGAAAUCUGCAAUUUGCUAUAACAGGGAUGGAUCUUGAGGAUUCAUGGUAAGUGAAAUAAGCCAGUCACAAGAAGAUAAAUACAGUGUGAUUCCACUUACAUGACAAUUUUAGAGUAAUCCAAUUCAUACGCAGAAUGUAGACUGGUUUCCAGAGGCUGUGGGAGGGGAGCAGUUGGGAUUUAGUGUUUAAUGGGUAUAGAGUUUCAGGUUUGCAAGGUAAAAACAGUUUUGGAGAUGGAUGGUGGUAAUGGCUGCCCCACAUUUUGAAUGUACUUAAUGCUCCUGAAUUGUAUGCUUAAAAUGGUUAAAAUGAUAUUUUUCCUGUUAUAUGGAUUUUACCAAAAUUUCAGAAAAAGGAUGAAUUCAAAGGUUUAAUUGCAGCUAAAGUGGCACAUAUGGAAGGGCACACAGCUAAGAAGGUGUCUAAGCAGGGGGCAUGGUAUGGCAUGUUGAGAUGGGCCUGGCUUCCAUACCCAGACCAACAGCAUGACCUAGGCAGUCAGCUAACUGCACGGACUUCUCACGUUUGAAAUGAGUCUGGCCAUCUCUGCCCUGCCACUGCCCAGGGUGUUGGGUGGCCUGGGAGAAUGAGUUUGCACAGCCUCUCUCUAAACUGUCCAAUGGCAUGCAAAGUCCUUGCAGUAUCUGCACUCUGCUCUCUUGACACAAGGGUCAACCUUGUGAGCUACUCCAAGUAGGGCUAUGAUGGGACUUCUGGCAUGUGGCUGCUCAUUUCAGGCUGUGUGGGGCCUGUGGUUUGUGGAGUUAUGUAGGGUUCCUAUGGGCAGCUGCCAGGUUGGGUUCUGCAGGACAUUUUGGGCUGCAGACUGAAUGCAUACUCAGAAGGACCUGGCAGCUUUUCUCAGCCAUAUUCUGGGAGGGAAUUAAGCCUUACUGUAUUAACUUUUCUCUUGCGCAUUUAGGAUCAUACUAAGAGAAACAAGGAAAUAGACAAAAUAAUUUCCUGUGUUCUGUGGUUCCAUGAGGAAUCCCAGCUGAGUGAAGCUGGGACCUGGCAGACCCAGAAGCCUCCCACCUCAAUCCCUACACCACAGUUCCAUAGGGAAUGAGAGGCCUGAGAGAGGCAAGGACUCAUCCAAGGUUACACACAGCUGGUGGCAAAGAAAGCAUUCAAAACCAGGUCCAUAGAUGCCAAGCCGGGACUGUAUGUUGGGUGACAUGAUCAUUUCCAUUCCUUCUACAUGGUGCUGGGUUUGAUAUUUCUGGUUGUAAAAGUGAAUUCAUGUUUUGUUUUUUUUUUCCCCCAGACCACGCUGUCUGUAAGGGUAGUGGGUUUGGGAGGCCUGAGCAGUGCCCUUCUCUUUCUUGUGAGCUGAGGUCACAGCUCUGGCUGGUUCUGGGCUGUGUUGUGGCUAAGUGCACUGCAGCCCCUGGCAUGGUGGGAGGCGGGGCAGCAGCUAAGUGGUUUCUGAAAAAGGGCAAAAAUGAUGGGAAAAGCUCUGGGAUCCUCUGGGAAUCAGCCACGGCAACAGCAGCUGCUGCCAUUGCUGGAAACAUUUUCCUUGAGUGCCAGAGUGUACCCACAGCUCAUCCUGACCAGCGCAGAGCAACCGCAACCUGGGGAGGGGCCAAGGACCCUCACAGAGUCAGGGAGGCAGCUUUCCUCCCCACACCAUUCCAGCUCUCCCUUCAAUUAACAAUAGCCUCAGAGCUCCCUGGUACCUGCUGUGUCUGGGCUGUGCCUGCAUCUAGCUGGCUGCCUCUUAGGCCACGAAGGAUCUGGCAAGGAUGAAGAAAUGGGGGAGCUCAGAUUCAGGGCAGGCUGAGGACCCAUCCCAAGAGGACUCCUGCCCAGACCCCCUGGAUGGAGACCCUAAUUCCAGGUCAGCUCCAGCCAAGCCCCACUUCUUCCCCACGGCUAAGAGUCGCAGCCGGCUUUUUGGGAAGUGUGACUCAGAGGAGGCUUCUCCUAUGGAUUGCUCUUAUGAAGAAGGCCAGCUAGCCUCUUGCCCAGCCAUCACAGUCAACCCUGUUGUCAUCAUCCAGAAGCACGAGGAUGGCCCCGCAUGUGCCAGGCAGCCGUCCCAUGAUUCUGUCACUGCCGGAUCUGAGAAGAGCCUCAAGCUCUACGAUCGCAGGAAGAUCUUUGAAGCUGUGGCUCAGAAUAACUGUGAGGAGCUGCAGAGCCUGCUGCUCUUCCUGCAGAGGAGCAAGAAGCACCUGAUGGACAGCGAGUUCAAAGACCCAGAGACUGGGAAGACCUGUCUGCUGAAAGCCAUGCUCAACCUGCACGAGGGGCAGAAUGACACCAUCCCCCUGCUCUUGGAGAUUGCCCGGCAGACGGACAGCCUGAAGGAGUUUGUCAAUGCCAGCUACACAGACAGCUACUACAAGGGCCAGACGGCCCUGCACAUUGCCAUCGAGAGGCGGAACAUGGCACUAGUGACCCUCCUGGUGGAGAAUGGGGCAGACGUCCAGGCUGCAGCCAACGGGGACUUCUUUAAGAAAACCAAAGGGCGGCCUGGCUUCUACUUUGGUGAGCUGCCCCUCUCUUUGGCUGCAUGCACCAACCAGCUGGGCAUCGUGAAGUUCCUGCUGCAGAACUCUUGGCAGCCAGCGGACAUCAGCGCCAGGGACUCCGUGGGCAACACAGUGCUGCAUGCACUAGUAGAGGUGGCCGACAACACAGCAGACAACACCAAGUUUGUGACAAGCAUGUACAAUGAGAUUCUGAUCCUGGGGGCCAAGCUCCACCCGACGCUGAAGCUGGAGGAGCUCACCAACAAGAAGGGGCUGACACCACUGGCUCUGGCUGCCAGGAGUGGGAAAAUUGGGGUCUUGGCCUAUAUUCUCCAGAGGGAGAUCCAGGAGCCCGAGUGCAGGCAUCUGUCCAGGAAGUUCACGGAAUGGGCAUAUGGGCCUGUACACUCCUCGCUCUACGACCUGUCCUGCAUUGACACUUGUGAGAAGAACUCAGUGCUGGAGGUGAUCGCCUACAGCAGCAGCGAGACCCCUAAUCGCCAUGACAUGCUUUUGGUGGAACCGCUGAACCGACUCCUGCAGGACAAAUGGGACAGAUUUGUCAAGCGCAUCUUCUACUUCAACUUCUUCGUCUACUGCGUGUAUAUGAUCAUCUUCACCACAGCAGCCUACUACAGGCCUGUGGAUGGCUUGCCUCCCUAUAAGCUGAAACACACCAUUGGGGACUAUUUCCGAGUCACUGGCGAGAUUCUUUCUGUAUCAGGGGGAGUCUACUUCUUUUUCCGAGGGAUUCAAUAUUUCCUGCAGAGGCGGCCAUCACUGAAGACCUUGUUUGUGGACAGCUACAGUGAAAUGCUUUUUUUUAUGCAGUCUCUGUUCAUGCUGGGGACCGUGGUACUGUACUUCUGCCACCACAAGGAGUACGUGGCCUCCAUGGUGUUCUCCCUGGCCAUGGGCUGGACCAACAUGCUCUACUACACCCGCGGCUUCCAGCAGAUGGGCAUCUAUGCUGUUAUGAUUGAGAAGAUGAUCCUGAGAGACCUGUGUCGCUUCAUGUUUGUCUACCUUGUUUUCUUGUUCGGGUUUUCCACAGCGGUGGUGACGCUGAUUGAGGAUGGGAAGAAUAACUCUGUGCCAGCUGAGUCCACAUUGCACAGGUGGCGAGGGCCAGGCUGCCGGCCUCCUGACAGCUCCUACAACAGCCUUUACUCCACAUGUCUGGAGCUUUUCAAGUUCACCAUUGGUAUGGGUGAUCUGGAGUUCACAGAGAACUAUGACUUCAAGGCUGUCUUCAUCAUCUUGUUGCUGGCCUACGUGAUUCUCACCUAUAUUCUUCUGCUGAACAUGCUCAUUGCCCUCAUGGGUGAGACUGUCAACAAGAUUGCGCAGGAGAGCAAGAACAUCUGGAAGCUACAGAGAGCUAUCACCAUCCUGGACACGGAGAAGAGCUUCCUUAAAUGCAUGAGGAAGGCCUUCCGCUCAGGCAAGCUGUUGCAAGUGGGGUACACACCUGAUGGCAAGGAUGACUACAGGUGGUGUUUCAGGGUGGAUGAGGUCAACUGGACCACCUGGAACACCAAUGUAGGUAUCAUCAAUGAAGACCCAGGCAACUGUGAGGGCAUCAAGCGCACCCUGAGCUUCUCCCUGCGGUCAGGCAGAGUUUCAGGAAGAAACUGGAAGAACUUUGCCCUGGUUCCCCUUUUAAGAGAUGCAAGUACAAGAGAAAGGCCUCCUGCUCAGCCAGAGGAAGUUCAUCUGAGACACUUUGCAGGGUCCCUCAAGCCAGAAGAUGCUGAGGUCUUCAAGGAUCCUGUUGCUUGAGGGGAAAAGUGAGGGACCCCUCUAGGGUACUCCUAACACUGUUGGGCCUCAGAAUAUCUCACUGUGGAGGGAACAACAGGGCCCUCUCAGCAGCCUGGCUUGGCCUGUGCCUGCCCAGGCCCUUUCCUCACCUGCUCUGCACAAGCUACGGGAAGCAUUGUUGGGUGCAUGGGGAGAGCUAGUUAUCCAGCCUCACUGUCCCCAAGGGAGUCUUCCACCAGGAAAUUAUUUUGCUCUCAUAUUUUUACUGACUUUGUUAGGUAUCAUGAAUGAUGAAUCUUGUGUGGACAUAUGUGAUGCCAUUGUUUUAUUUUAUAUGACUAGGAGUGAAUGUAAGUGAGGCCCAGGAAAACACCUCUUGGAACAAAACAAAACAUGUCCUUUGAUGUAAACUGCUGCGGCUGUUCUCUGUGUUGUGUUUAAUACCUCCUCCAAAGCAGAGUGGGCUUGGGGGGAUGUCAUUUAUUCCUCAGAGAAGGUGGGGGAAGGCUGGCCCUAUUUCCAGCUCUGCCAGAAUCAGGUUUUGCCAGAGUGACUUCCUUGUUCUGUGUGAUACAUCAUGGCCCCCAAAAUAGAACUCUUUUGCUGUCCAGAUGAAAGUACAGCACCUGUCUUAAAAGCAUGUGGCAAGAAUUUUUUCAUGGUCUUCCAUUUGUAGCAACUGUAGUCCUACUCCCCCGCAGUGGUCCUACUUCCACCUCCAUGCAUCCUGUCACUCAUCAAAUAAAUAAAUAAAUAAACAAAUAAAUAAAUAAAUAAA
Molecule: messenger RNA, 11499 nt
Organism: Lutra lutra (Eurasian river otter)
Lineage: Eukaryota; Metazoa; Chordata; Mammalia; Carnivora; Mustelidae
Gene: TRPV1
Product: transient receptor potential cation channel subfamily V member 1
Exons: 16
Coding region: 8226-10739 (837 amino acids)
Biological process (GO): calcium ion import across plasma membrane
Cellular component (GO): membrane
Molecular function (GO): protein binding; calcium channel activity
Source: RefSeq, a predicted model, not a curated record